UUUGUGAAAGUUUAUAGCGUAGAGCUUUGUUGGAAUAAGAGAACAAACUGAUUUGAUCGGCCACACACAACCGCUUAUUGCUAACGCGACCUCCUCUUCCUCCUACUGCAUCAUCAGAGACUCACUAGGGUUUCUUCUGCACACCCAACCAAAUGGCUGAUCCUGAGUUGGAGGCAAUCAGACAGAGAAGGAUGCAGGAGCUUAUGGGUCGCCGAGGCGUGGGAAAUCAACAGAACCCUGAACAGGAGAAGGCUCAGGAUGAUGCAAAGAGGGAGGCUGAGGAACGAAGACAGAUGAUGCUUAGUCAGUUAUUGUCUGCUGAAGCGCGAGAAAGGCUCGCUCGAAUUGCUUUGGUGAAACCUGAGAAAGCAAGGGGUGUCGAAGAUGUUAUACUUAGAGCUGCUCAAAUGGGUCAGAUAACUGAAAAAGUCUCUGAGGAAAGGCUCAUAUCACUGCUGGAGCAAAUAAACACUCAAACUGCAAGGCAGACUAAAGUUACAAUACAGAGGCGUCGAAGUGUUCUCGAGGAUGAUGAUUAACUGUCACUGUUUGUUCGAACGGUGUGGCUCGAGUAUCGAUUUCAUGAUUUAUUAUGUAUUUUAGCCACAAUGUAUUGUAAAAGAGGAUUGCUAAAUUUAUCCGUUUCAGUUUGAAAUUUUGGUUGCCUUAUCAGGCCUCCUAAUUAAACUAUUAAUACUUUGGCUCAUUCAUUUGUAAAACAAUUUCUGGCAUGUGGAUGGCAUCUCACAAAUUACAUGUUGUUCCACGGUUUUUUUUUC
Molecule: messenger RNA, 779 nt
Organism: Vigna angularis (adzuki bean)
Lineage: Eukaryota; Viridiplantae; Streptophyta; Magnoliopsida; Fabales; Fabaceae
Exons: 7
Coding region: 153-539 (128 amino acids)
Cellular component (GO): nucleus; cytosol
Molecular function (GO): DNA binding
Source: RefSeq, a predicted model, not a curated record